AAAACCGUUAACAAUCACAGACCGGUUAAAUGUACUUAAUCAAAAUGUAGACAAUGAAAGCAUUAGUGAAAAUAGUCAUGAGUUUGAACAAAAAGUGUCCUCUGACACAAAUGUGGCUCAUGUCAAACUACGAGUUACUGCAGAGAAGUCUAUGUUUCAGUCUGCAUUAGGUGGAAUUAUUUCCUGUCUUGGUAGUGCAGUAGGAACAGGAAAUAUUUGGAGAUUCCCUCGUAUUUUGGCAUCACAUAGUUAUUCUACCGGUGCAUUAACAUUUUAUAUAGUAUGGCUUAUUAUCCUAUUUUUAUGGUCCAUACCAAUUAUAAUAGUCGAAUAUUCAAUUGGUAGAUUUACUAGAAACUCUGUUACAUUAGCAUUCUGCAAAUUUUUUGGGCAAAAAUUUUUCUGGUUAGGAGGAUGGAUGGUUGCAGUAGUUUUCUUUGUAAGUGGUUAUUAUCCAGUUAUACUUGGAUGGUGUUUAUACUACCUUUACUUAUCGUGUACUCUUCCGUCACUACCAACUACUGAACAGGCUGGUUUAGAAAUUUUCACCAACUACACACAGCAUUCAUACUGGCCAGUAUUCACUCAAAUUCUAGCGGUUACACUCAGUGGUAUUUGUUUAUUAGGUGGAAUCAAAUGGAUUGAAAGAGUCAAUAUGGUUCUAGUUCCAUUGCUUUUGUCGAUUGUGGUUUUUACAUUUGGUUGGUCAUUAACAAGACAAUAUGCUGAAGUUGGCAUUGUGUUUCUUUUCACACCAUCAUGGAAAAGCUUUUUAGACCCCAGUAUGUGGAUCGCAGCGGCCGGUCAAAAUGCAUUCGAUACUAACGCUGGUAUGGCUGUUCUGGCAACUUACUCUACUUUUAUGUCACGGGACUCAAGGAUAGUUUCGUAUAGUUUCCUUAUUCCUAUUGUCAACAAUGUCGUUAGCUUCUUCGCAUCAAUUACAAUCUUUUCGACUGUAUUUUCAACAAUCAUACAAACAAAUCCGACAGCUACCCGUUCAGCUAUUGUAAGGAUUAUAAAGACUGCUGGGCCUGGUAGCACAGGACUUACUUUCACCUGGAUACCUGUACUAUUUUCAAAAGUUGGUAUAUUUGGUCGAGUUUUAUGUGCCUUAUUCUUUUUAUGUCUUGUAUUUGCUGGAAUUAGUUCAUUAUUAUCAUUAACUCAAGUACAUGUUCUUGCUAUGAAAGAUUUUAACGUACCACAUCGACUAGCAGUUGGAAUUGCUUUAUUAGCUUCAAUGAUUAUUGGUCUUCCAUCUGCAAUUAAACUGGAGUUUCUUACAAAUCAAGAUAAUACAUGGGGCUAUGGUCUUAUAGUAUCUGGAUUUUUAUUCUGUCUAGUUGUUAUUGUUUACGGACCGAAUCGAUACAGACGUGUUCUAAUAAAUGACUAUGGAAUAAAUGAUUGUAACUUGAGUGUUAUUUGGAUUCCAGUAAUUGCUGUUUUGGUGCCUUUACAAUCAAUCAUAUUAAUUAUAUGGUGGAUAUAUGAAUCUGUCACAACAGAUCCAACUUGGUAUAUUUUAACUUGGGAUACUUUAUCGACAACGUUAUUAGAAUAGUAUCGUGAAGAAUGCCAACCCAAUCACGCUUGAUAGAAAAGCUCUGCAAAACCUGGAAUCCUUCGCGUACUUGGACAGCAUCAACGAUGAACAAGAAGGAUAGGAUGCAGACGUAAAGGCGAGGAUUGGCAAAACAAGGACAGCAUUCCUAUAUUCGAAAAACAUAUGGAACUCAAAACAACCAUCAACCAAUAUCAAAAUGAGAAUCUUCAAUACGAACGUCAAGAUAGUUCCACUGUACGGAGCUGAAACUUGGAGAACCACUACUACCAUCAUCAAGAAGGUGCAAGUAUUUAUAUAUAGCUGUCUACGCAAGAUACUCAACAUCCAUUGGCCGGAUGCCAUCAGCAACAGCAUUCUGUUUGAGAGGACAAACCAGCUUCCAGCUGAAGAUGAAAUUAGGAAAAAACGUUGGAAGUGGAUAGGACAUACAUUACGGAAAUCACCAAACUGCAAUACGAGGCAAGCCCCAACUAGGAAUUCUGAAGGGAAGUGAAAAAGAAGACGAAAGAACAUAUUACGUCAAUAAAUAGAAGCGGAUAUGAAAAGGAUGAAUGACAACUGGAAAGAGCUGUAAAGAACUGGUUAGGACAGAGUUGGAUGGUGAGUGCUGGUUGGCGGCCUAUGCUCCUCUACUAGGAGUAACAGGAGUAAUGGUUAAUUUUACUGAUUGGUCUAUUGAUAUUAAAUUGGAUUCUAUAUCGAACAAACUUAUUGAGUGGAGCUCUAAAAAGAUCUCAUGGUUGUGAUCCAUACAAUCCAUCUACUUAUGUUAAUAAAGAUGAUUUUCAAGGUGAUGAAAUUGAUGUAGAAGAAAUGAAUGUAUUUAACUCAAGUAAUACUGUGCAAACACGCCUUUAAAAGAAAUAUUCCAUAUAACAAUAAAUAUUUCUUUUACUUUAAACUGUAAUUAUAAGUAUUUCCUGAAUUUGUUUUCAUUAAUAAAUAGUUUGAAACUUUAUUUUUCCAUCAUUUGUACCAUUAACAUUCAGAUUUAUAAAAAAAUGAUAAUACAUGA
Molecule: messenger RNA, 2585 nt
Organism: Schistosoma curassoni
Lineage: Eukaryota; Metazoa; Platyhelminthes; Trematoda; Strigeidida; Schistosomatidae
Source: the annotation of a GenBank genome assembly